GAUGGAAACCUGUAUGUGGUCGGUCGAGUCAAGGUGCGCACCGCGUGGCUGAGAUGUCAGCCGUGAUGCAGCCAAGAGUCUCGGAUGUAGGAGCUCAUCCCGACGUGGCGUGGCUUCAACGUCGCCCCGCGCGACAUCGAAGAGGUGCUGUUCCGGCACGCGGCGGUCGGUCAGGCCGCCGUGAUCGGCAGCGCGCACCCGGGCGGCACUGGUGAUAUGGUAGUUGCUUGGGUGACGCCAAAGGCGGGCGCAAGCGUCGGGCGGAGCGAGCUCGAGGCGCACUGCGUCGCUGCGGGUAUGCCGGCGUGGCAGCUCCCUGACCUCUUCCAGGUGUCGGAGAAGCCGCUCCCGCUGGUGGGUGGCAAGAUCGCGAAGCAAGUGCUCCAAGCGCCUACGUUUGUGCUGCGCAAUUUGCGCGAGAGCAUCGAGGCGGUGCAGACACGCAACAGCGAGGAUUGGGUGGCCCUGGCACGGGAGGUGUUUGAGCGGGUGGACGGCGACAGCACUGGGACGCUCGAGAGGGACGAGGUGGAGGCGGUGUUUGGGGACGAGGCCGCGGCGGUGUGGGACUACUUCGAACGGCCCGACGAUGCCGACGACGUCGUGGACCAAUUCGAGUGGGUAGCGGGGCUGACCAAGAUGGAGCCGGGCGGGCGCAUCGCUUGGCUGACGCAAGCCAGCUCCGUGCUAGCGCAGUACGAGCGGAGAGGGCUCAUCGGAGCAAAGUAGGGGCGGCGGGGUGCGUCGGGCGAGCGCGAGGGCAGGCGGCGCAAGUCAGGGGGCAGGCGGGGCAGGUGGCAAGGCCGGCAGCAUUGCUGGCAGCUCGAGCCGGCGGCGGGGCUGCGUGGCGAGAGGCAGGCGAGUGAUGUAAUCGUGUCUGUCGUCCUUGCGUUUUCUUUCCGACGAGAGAUCGGGAGAUGCGUUUUGACUUGUCUACCAACAGCCGCAUCUGGCC
Messenger RNA from Emiliania huxleyi CCMP1516, 955 nucleotides. RefSeq lists its product as hypothetical. Lineage: Eukaryota; Haptophyta; Isochrysidales; Noelaerhabdaceae. The coding region runs from base 217 to 729 and encodes 170 amino acids. The transcript is spliced from 7 exons. Gene Ontology annotation, molecular function: calcium ion binding. The record is from RefSeq and is a predicted model, not a curated record.